Messenger RNA from Astrephomene gubernaculifera, 2645 nucleotides. Lineage: Eukaryota; Viridiplantae; Chlorophyta; Chlorophyceae; Chlamydomonadales; Astrephomenaceae. The record is from the annotation of a GenBank genome assembly.
AUUUUGUAACAGCACUGUGCAACUUAUUGAUGUCCAUCGUAUGUUACAGUACUUCUGCACUUGUUACCAUGUAUCGUCAGCGUGCACGGACAGCGUGCGCCACCGUCACGAGCGCUUCGUGGAAUACCCAUCAGGAUACCAUAUGGUGACCUUGCAGUUGAAAUAGCGUAGCCUUGUUCUCCUUUUAUGCUUGUUUCUCCCGAACGGCUUGCAAGUGAUAGCCGCUGCAGCCGGUUUCCUCGCAGUCUUAAGAACUAACUAAGCGCUAGUAGCACGCGUAUGUUGUUAUCGAACGCGGUGUGCCUCCAUGAGUGGUGGUAGGAUGCGUUAAGACGGGUCAUGCAAAACUUUGGUUAGUCUACCCACCGCGCUUGUUAUCUGGACUAUGAAUUGAGAGUACUAGCAGCGUACCUAUGAACCAGCCCUCGACGACCUUUGGCGGAGGACAGCGGCAAGGAACGUGAUGGAACCAGUCGAUGGGUGCAGGACGCAAAAUGUGGUCACUGACUCAGGACCAUUUGGAAGUGAGCUAAGCGGUGCUUGUAAUGCGGCCCUGGCGACGAUGGAUUCGGCAACUACACCGGAGGAUUGCUACCUAAACUUGCAGUAUGCAAGGCAUCAGCCGCAGCAGCCCGCCAAUGUACCGCUCAACAUCACGCUCUCAUACCUGCCUGUGGCAAGCAAAGGUUGCCCACUCUCCUGCGGCAACCUUGUCUGGACGAGCCAUCCAUCGCCAUCCCAGCCCCCACCCCUGCGCGUUCCGCGUGGCUUCAUAUGCCCUAUCGAGGGAACCGUCAUGCGCGAUCCGGUCAACCUUAUCGCCCUUUCGGCGUCGGCCGCCACACCAACAGCCUUAGAAGCCGGGGGCCCUGAAGCUGCCCUAACGGGGCCUGCAGGCCUGCCAUGGGGGCUGUCGUACGAGAGAGCCGCUGUAAGCAGGUGGCUGUCGAGUCGACCAACGAUAGCAGGACCCCCUCACCAGCUCCCUCUCCCUAAGCGCCCGCAGCAGCAGCUGCUACAACAGCCGCGGGAGCUGUCCCAGCCCCCAGCUCCCGCACAGCCCGGGUUCAAAGUCGUCCCAAACGUGCCGCUGCGGCUCGCCAUUCAGGAGUGGCUGCGACUGCAGGAGCUAGAUCACAGCGCCGCAGACCAGCUGCUGCUGCUGGAGGCGGAGGCCGAAGCUGAGGCGGACGCGGAGGCCGAAGCUGAGGCGGAGGCGAAGGCUAAGGAAGAACGAGGUAACUUGGACGCAGCUUCAGCUGACAUUGCUGACAAGGGCGGAAGGGACGCUGGUGCCGAAGCGAUGCACGACCAGGCGAGGGAGCGUGUCAGAGCGGGGACGGGAGCCGCAACCGCGGUAAGGAAAACGGGACUGCAUGCAACAGCAGCAGCAGUGCCCUUAGCGGAAGCGCGAUGUCCAGCAGCAGUAGCAGCAGCAACAACAACAUCGGCGAUGGCAACAACGAGCAGUGGCAUGACGGCGCCUGUCGGGAGCUCCCCCUUGUACGUCUCCCACAGUAGCAGCAGCGCACCGCUUGUAGCUGCCUUCCCCCCCUCACCUCCUGCUGCUCAGCCUUCCCCCUCAGCCUAUCAGCGUCCCUACCCGCGCUGCUCAGCCGCCGGCUCGCAAGGGAGCAUCCGACCCGCGGGAGCACCCUGGCCCUGGCCGUGGGCCCUAUCCGCCACGGCAGCGGCGGCGGUGGCGACACCCGUCCCCCCUCGCACUCAGCCGCUGUUGUACGUCAGGUCCGGGGCCGCUGCUGCCGCCGCCGGCAGUAGGAACAGCAGCAGCGGGUGCGGUGGAGGUGAGCAUUGAGGACGCGCCGCUGCGGCUCCGUCCUUUGAAGACCGCAGUUGCCUGCCCCAACAUAACGGCACUCGCCGUACUGCCACCGCCGCCGAAUACGACAUACAAACUGCCAUCCCUACACAACCAUGACGCAGCCUAUAGCGGGGGCGUAUGCAUUGGCAGUCCGACAGCGUAUGAAGACGCGGCAAGACAAGGCAUCGCAGUGCAAGCGCUCUUAUCACCACACGGCCAGUCCCUUGAAGAACUGCAUGGGGCCUUCCAACUGCUACGACAGCCCGGCCCGCCGCCGACCCGUGGGUCAGUGGCGGUAAUGCUUACCCGGGACCGCCCGUACCACGUCGUACUGCAGGAGCUGCCGUACUCCUGCGAUGACGGCCAGCAGCAGCAGCAGCAGCGGUGGAACACCCCGGCAGAGACCCCGGCAGGCGCUGCUGGGUUGGGCCGCACAAGCCACAGCUGGAUGAUUCCUGCGGUUCAUGGACGCGUCACCGCAGUCGCCGCCUGCCCCCGAGGCCAGUCUCUGGCCAUCGGGACCUCCGCUGGCCUCGUUUUCCUCUGGCGGCGCUUUCCGUCUGCACCCAGCGCAGAUCCCGACUUGCCGGCAGCCUGCACGCCGCCGCCAGACCUGCAUGCUGGGCAGACCUCUGCCGCCGCCGCCGCCGCUGCUGCUGCGAAUGCGCAGGCGGAAGCCCCCGCAGCCGAAGACGCGUUACCUCGAAGCGGUAGAGGUUCGACCAGCACACAGCCUCCCCGCGCAACCGCAGCGCAUGGGGUCGGCGUGGGGCCGGCAGCGGAUUGGCAGCUGUGCGGCAGGCUGGGCUGGCCGGAGCCGCUG